UUUCAAUUUUCAGAUUGAAGUGAAUCCCAGGUGUGGUUUACUGAUUUCCUAAUGCCUUAUGAAGCAUGGGUGCCAUUCAAGAUGAAAACGAAAACAAAAACAACACCAGCGGUAACGUAAUGCCCAAGUACGUGGAACCAGUAAUAGAGCCUGUGAAUGGCAUUGUUCAGCCUCCUGUUAUUCCACCUCCCGAUAAACCACAUAGGAAUACCAAUCAGUUACAUUUUCUGCUGAAGACAGUCAUGAAGGCAGUUUGGAAACAUCAAUUUGCCUGGCCUUUUUACCAACCGGUGGAUGCUGUGAAAUUAAAUAUUCCGGACUACCACAAGAUAAUCAAGGUUCCAAUGGAUUUGGGCACAAUAAAGAAGCGCUUAGAGAAUCACUACUACUAUUCAGCUAGUGAAUGCAUUCAGGAUUGUAAUACAAUGUUUAUGAAUUGUUAUGUCUACAAUAAGCCAGGAGAGGACGUUGUUUUGAUGGCUCAGACUCUUGAAAAACUGUUUUUGACAAAAAUUGCAGAGAUGCCAAGAGAG
Messenger RNA from Stegodyphus dumicola, 533 nucleotides. It is a transcript of the gene fs(1)h, whose product is annotated as female sterile (1) homeotic. NCBI's taxonomy places the organism in Eukaryota, Metazoa, Arthropoda, Arachnida, Araneae, Eresidae. Gene Ontology annotation, cellular component: chromatin; nucleus. Gene Ontology annotation, biological process: chromatin remodeling; regulation of DNA-templated transcription. The record is from RefSeq and is a predicted model, not a curated record.